UAUCAGGCACUUGUGGGAUUGCGCACGAGUCAGUCGUGCUUUACCCAUUCGGGAGUAAAGAUCAAGUAUUAACGCAAAGUAUCAUUAAUUUAUUAAAUAACUCUCUAAUUUAAAUACGUAUAUAAUAAAAAUUUAGUAAUUAAACAAUGGAUAAACUAAUAGGACGAAUUGUACUCUGUGGGGCGAUUCUGAAUCUCAGCUCAGAGAGCGCUAUCCGAGAGGAUAUGGCGGUCGUUCGUAUCUGCAAUGCCAGCGACCCCAUUGACGUACACAUAUUCAAUGACUACAUGAUGCAUCACAACUUUAAUCACUUGGAGAAUCAGGCCCAGCAUGAACUCGCUUGUUUCUUGUUAUGCAUCUACAGUGAGCAUCACUGGAUGGACCGCCAUGGAAGCUUCAGAGUGCACAAUAUUAGAUCAUGGAUGCUCAGUGCUGAGCAAUCUGAAAUCGACACGGAAAUUAUUUUGGAGAGGUGUACAAAACCAGUAUUAUCGGAUCCAUGCAAUCGAGCCCGUGAAUUCACCGAGUGCUUCUGGUCUACUAAUCAGGGAAUGCCGAGACCCAGCUAUCAUCACGCACUUCAUUCGAUGAUUCGAAAAGCAGAUUUGGUAUAGCCCAGGCUUUUGGUGCAGUUCUCCA
This is a messenger RNA of Fopius arisanus, 639 nucleotides long. RefSeq lists its product as uncharacterized. Lineage: Eukaryota; Metazoa; Arthropoda; Insecta; Hymenoptera; Braconidae. The record is from RefSeq and is a predicted model, not a curated record. The coding region runs from base 147 to 614 and encodes 155 amino acids. The transcript is spliced from 6 exons. Gene Ontology annotation, molecular function: odorant binding.